GGAGGAAGCCGGCAGACGUCGCCAACCUGGGGCAGAGGGGCCAGGCGCUUCCGCGGGGAACUUCGCGCAUGUGAAAAUUGUGCCUAUCUUUUCAGGUCUGUGAACGUGAGUUUCACCUUGGAGUUAGAGGCAACGUUUCUGACACUGUUAAAAGGUAAACAAGUAUUUUGGCUGUUGAUCCUGUUGAUGCCACUCUUCCCUGCUCUUGCUGCUUCCCUGUUGACUGAAGUUGUUCAAACUCAAGUCUGUUGCCAGAAGAGCAGCACCAUCCUCGACAGCACAUUUCUGCACCUCCCUUUGUGGUCCUGACGAGCUUCUUCUGGUGUCAGUAACAGACUGUUUACCAUGAGCGAUUCUGCUUCAGCUACAGACAAUGAGAAGAAAAAAGUCAAAGGAGGCAAAUUGUCACGUUUCCCUUCACGUGUUCUUCAUAUUCGUCAAAUUCCAAGUGGUGCUACUGGAUCAGAAGUCAUUGCAUUAGGCCUCCCUUUUGGCAAAGUAACCAAUUUCUUGAUGCUAAAAGGAAAAGGUCAGGCGUUUUUGGAAAUGGCUUCUAUAGAAGCUGCUGUUUCUGUGGUGAACUACUAUAGUCUUUCCAUACCUCACCUCCACAGUCAACCAGUUUAUAUUCAGUAUUCCAAUUACAAAGAACUUAAGACUGAAAAUCAACAUAAUCAGGCUAGACCCCAGGCUGCACUGCAGGGUGUGAAUACUGUGCAGCAUGGAAGUGUGGCUAUUGCAGGUGCUCUUGGUGGUGAAGGUGGACUCCUUCCAGGUCAAGGUUCUGUUCUUCGAAUCGUUGUUGAAAAUGCUUUUUACACUAUCACUUUAGAAAUGCUGUAUCAGAUUUUCUCUAAAUUUGGAUAUGUCUUGAAGAUUAUCAUGUUCAUUAAGAACAAUCAAUUCCAAGCUUUGCUCCAAUAUGCUGAUGGAAUGAACGCAUAUUAUGCCAAAAUGUCUUUGGAUGGCCAAAGUAUCUACCCUGGGUGCUGCACUCUGCGCGUUGGUUUCUCCAAGUUAACUAGCCUAAAGGUAAAGUACAACAAUGACAAAAGCAGAGAUUUCACUCGCGCUGAUCUUCCUUUUGGUGAUGGCCAGCGAUCUCCGGACACAUCCUUAACUGCUUCUGCCUUUGCCACUCAAAAUACGAUAUUGGUACCAUAUACAGGAGCUACUGGAUUUGCCCAACCCUUGGGCUUUCCUCAAGGUGCUGGUGUUUCAGUUCCAGCUGUUCCUGGACUGUUUGGUUCUCUCACAGUUGCCCCGUCAGCAGUGCCUGGACAGAUUCCUGCUAUUACUGGUAUUCCAGGAAAUUCUGUUUUACUAGUCAGCAAUCUCAACCCUGAAGCCAUCACACCAUAUGGACUUUUCAUCCUGUUUGGUGUGUACGGUAAUGUACAUCGUGUGAAGAUCAUGUUUAAGAAAAGAGGAAUUGCUUUGGUCCAGAUGGCAGAUGCAACCCAGGCUCAAUUAGCUAUCAACCACUUGAAUGGACAGAGGCUUUAUGGAAGGGUCAUGCGUACUACUCUUUCAAAAUAUCAGACAAUUCAACUUCCUCGUGAAGGGCAAGAGGACAAAGGUCUGACCAAGGACUAUAGCAAUAGCCCUUUACAUCGCUUUAAGAACCCUGGCUCUAGGAACUGCCAAAAUAUCUUUCCUCCGUCUGCUACUCUGCAUCUCUCCAACAUCCCGCCUUCUGUUACUGUUGAUGAUUUGAAGAACCUUUUUGCAAGUAAAGGAUCUACUGUGAAGGGCUUCAAAUUUUUCCAGUAAUAGAAACAGGUACCUGGAGCAGUCCUAAAAAAAUUAAAUAGUUGAAGAUCUAAAUGAAGAAAGCUUUUACCUUGGCAGACUAAUGUCCUCACUGUAAGCAGUUUCUCGGGUCUCAGAAACUCUACAAUAUUUGUGAGUGGGAAGCUACCAUGCAUAAACUUCAUUCUAAGUACUUUCCAAUUAAUUUUGAACGCGUUACACACUUUCUGCAAAAGUUCACCCUAGAACUGCAGCAACACAAGACAAAGGUUGUUAACCAAGCAGAUUCUUGCAUCGGAAUGUCAAUUCACUAUCUGACCAAAGACUGUUCUAGUUGUACUGAGACAUGUGAAAAACUUGUUUUAUCUCAUAGUCCUUUCUGAUGGAAAGACCCAAUACCAAGUGGACUUUGUUUGAGAUUUCUGUUGGUGAUUGAAACAAUGGAAAAUGAGAUUGUAAUGUGAACCAAAUGGUGUGAGAUAAGGCAAAAGGUUAAUGGACUACUUUUAGUACUGUAUUCAAGACACAGAAAACAUGUCUAAGAAUUGCUGUCAUUCCCUCAUUUUACAUGAUCUGUUCAUAAGUGUUCCCUUUCAGUUUAUAAAAAUGUUUAUGUAACACAAGAAAAUACUGUAAAUAUUUGCAACAUCAUGGUUUUUGAGUUUGUUUUUGUUUUUUUAACCUGGCAAAAAAGUGUUCGGGGGAACAAAUGGAAAUGUAAAAUGUUUUUUUAUAAAAAAGAUUGUCUGUAUAUUUUAAUAAGCAACAGCUUUCAUUUGUAAAGUAUCUUAUGGCAUUGCCUGAAAAGAAUUCCAUGUCUGUUGAGAUGACUUAAAAAUGAAAGAAGAUAUAAGAUGUAUUAAAGAAACCUAUUUUGGGACUAUGUAGUGCAUGGUGAAUUUGAUUAUGCUGUAAUAUAUUCUGUUUGUUUAGGUUAGCGUGUUUUCUGAUAAUUUAGUAGCUAUACCUAUCUCUUUUCCUAACUAGUUGUUAUAGCAUGUCUUUUAAUAAAUGUCAUUACAGUUGUACUCUCUUAA
Molecule: messenger RNA, 2789 nt
Organism: Empidonax traillii (willow flycatcher)
Lineage: Eukaryota; Metazoa; Chordata; Aves; Passeriformes; Tyrannidae
Gene: PTBP3
Product: polypyrimidine tract binding protein 3
Exons: 15
Coding region: 346-1773 (475 amino acids)
Biological process (GO): regulation of RNA splicing; mRNA processing
Cellular component (GO): nucleus
Molecular function (GO): mRNA binding
Source: RefSeq, a predicted model, not a curated record